CACCGCCAGGGGAAGCCAGAACAAUUUCCGGUUGAAUCAAGACAGUCGAAAAUGGCUUCGAAAGCUAAAAUUCCCAUUCUCUCAACGGCUGGUGCCGUCCCUAUCAAGAAUGAUAAAGGGGAACUCACAAUGGAGAAAGUCAAGGUCACCCGUUAUGUUACGGGCAAACGGCCAGACUAUGCACCAGAUAGUAGUAGCGACGAGGAAGAUGAAUUUGGAAUCAAAGCUAGAACAGCUGCACAAACAGCAGUUGAUACGGAAGAGAAGGAUGAGGAUGAUGAGGUGCGAGAUCACCGCCUUCGUCGUCUACAGUAUCGAGAAAGAGGAGCAGAGAGUGAAGAGGAUGAGGAGGACAGGGUAUCUAGGCAUCGCCGGCAGGUGGUGGAGCCAGAAAUUUUAGCAGAAGCAUCUGAUGAUGAGGCAAAAGUGGGGCGUGAGGAUAAGGGCAGUGAGGAUGAGGAGGAAGAAGAAGAACUUGAUGAGGAGGAAAUUGAGAGGCGACGAGCCAUCAGGAGGCAGAGGGCUAUACAGAGGAGAGACGAAGAGGAAGUGAUGGAUGUUGAGGAGGAGAAAUCAGAAGGCGAAACAGAGGAAGAGUCUUCUGAGUAUGAGGAAUAUUCUGACUCUGAAGAAGAGACUGGACCCAGGCUGAAACCUGUGUUUGUCAGAAAGAAGGAGCGCAUCACUAUCCAAGAGCGAGAACGGGAAGAACAGCGGCAGAAGGAGCUGGAGGCAGAGGCCAAGAAACUAGCUGAGGAAAGACGAAAGCAAACAUUACGGUUAGCAGAGAUGGAGUUACGGAAGGAGAUGCAGGAUGAGAGGGAGAUUGAGGACAUGCUUAAUGAUGUCAACACUGAUGAUGAAAAUGAUGAGGAGGAGUAUGAAGCCUGGAAAGUAAGGGAGCUGAAGCGAAUCAAGCGUGACAGGGAAGAGAGAGAAGCCAUUGAAAAGGAGAAGAUGGAACUUGAUCGUGUAAGAAACAUGACAGAAGAAGAGCGCCGGCAAGAGUUCAAGGUUAACCCCAAACAGAUUACUAAUAAAGUGCCAAAAGGAAAGUACAAGUUUCUGCAGAAGUACUAUCACCGUGGUGCAUUUUUUCUGGACAGGGACGAAAAUGUAUUCAAGCAAGAUUUCUCUCAGCCUACUUUGGACGAUCAUUUUGACAAGACAAUUCUUCCCAAAGUCAUGCAAGUCAAGAACUUUGGCCGCUCUGGGCGUACUAAGUAUACUCAUCUGCUGGAUCAGGACACAACACAGUUUGACUCACCAUGGAUUGCUGACACACAACAGAACCUUAACUUUCACACAUCAAAAGGAGGUGGCACCAAACAAGUCUUUGAACGACCAAGUACUAAAUCUGUGCAGAAGUGAGAAGACAAGGAAAAAAUAUAGUGUGUGUAUGUGUGUGUGUGCAUCAGUGUGUGCAUGGGGGUAAGGGUUUGGGGAAGAGGCUUGAAGCGAGUGUUUAUAUUGCAAAAAAGUGGCUUAAUAUUUGCAUCUACAUUGUGUAUGCAAGAAAUUGUGAGUUUGUACAGAAAAAGACAUGCUUGUGUGGGAGAAGUAGUUUCCUAUUUGAGAACAGUUUGUUCACCCAGGUGUUUAACUCCUGCCACUGUAAUCUCCAAGAAACUUUGAAAAAGAAUGGCUUUACAAGAAAUUUUAAGAAGGCUAAAUUCCAGAUCUUGCAAACAUUUGCCAUGUUGCAGUCACCAAAAGUCACUUGGGACUGAAGGCAUCAAGGUUGUUUUUGUUUUUUAACUUGUUCAGGAUGUUUGUUCAUCUUAAUUGCUAAUGGUCAUCAGAAUGAUGACCUGUCAAGAUAAAGGAGGGCCUGGGCAGCUGUGUGGGUGUGUGUAAUGUAUCAUUAGAUGAAGAUCCUUCAUUGUAUGAAUGUCAGCAAAGGCAGUUUAGGAGAAUCAUGUUCAUAACAGUUUCUUUUCUGGGUUUUUCAAUAUAUCAUUUUAAGGGUUUUUUUUUUUUUUUAAUGAUAUGAAGGGGAUGGGAGUAUUAAGGAGAAGGUGUCAUAUAUAUUCUCAGUUUAAAUAUAGCUAUUUAUGACAUUUUCAGACUAUUGAAGGAGUAUAAAAUCUGUGGUAUCUCUAUUGAACAUUGUCAUAGUUGAAUUACAUUUGUGUUUAAUAAAUGGUUUGAAAUGUU
This is a messenger RNA of Pomacea canaliculata, 2157 nucleotides long. RefSeq names its product microfibrillar-associated protein 1-like. The transcript is spliced from 10 exons. Gene Ontology annotation, molecular function: RNA binding. Bases 52 to 1371 code for a protein of 439 amino acids. Gene Ontology annotation, cellular component: U2-type spliceosomal complex. Lineage: Eukaryota; Metazoa; Mollusca; Gastropoda; Architaenioglossa; Ampullariidae. The record is from RefSeq and is a predicted model, not a curated record. Gene Ontology annotation, biological process: mRNA splicing, via spliceosome.